Molecule: messenger RNA, 3202 nt
Organism: Phaedon cochleariae (mustard beetle)
Lineage: Eukaryota; Metazoa; Arthropoda; Insecta; Coleoptera; Chrysomelidae
Source: the annotation of a GenBank genome assembly
GAUCACAUUGAACAAAUCAAAGUAAAGACAGCUGUCUCGACCGUACCUUAAUUCAAAAUUGUAAAACAUUGUGAAAAAAUAAACCGCGCAGUGGUUAUCUCGAUUUAUUUAUAAAAGCUAUUUUUGUUGGUAUCACCUGUAGUGUAAAGUAACUAGCAUUCCGCUAUCGAAGCUGGCAUGAAUAAAUUUAAAUUAUUGUUGUUGUUUUAUCACAUGCUGAUAAAUUUCUGACGGUUCGUGAUUGGCCAAGCUCGACUAGAUGUUUUACUGUUUUUUGCCGUAUUCAGGCUAGUAUUAGUUCUGUACUGACAGUUACUGUGGAUGUGAAUCGUGUUAUUGUUUCUCUGUUUUUCCGCGUCUUUCGAUACAGUUUUGUUAAUAAACACGUAGAUCGUUUGUGAGAAAAAAAUAUUAAGCCACUGACGUGUGUUAGGGAGGCUUGAAGGAAAAUAUGAGAAAUGUUUCGGAACAGUGAUUGCAAAGAUAAUAGUACAUAUUUCCAUCAACGAACGUUUCUCGUAAAUACCCAAAGUAUACGUAGCCAAACAUCGAUAAAUCUACCGGACAUUUCACCUAUUCACACGUCAAAUGCUCCGUCAUCCAACCACAACCCGCCAUGUCGUUCUACUCCUACCUAACCUCAGCCUCAUCGAACGCCUACGCGUUCUUUUCAGAACUGCUCGAGAACCUGCGCCCUGUCAGCCCUAAGCCAGGUCACGUGGAGCGCGUACGCACGCCCUCUUUUCCCAGUGGAGGGGGAACCAGCGCCGAUGAUCCAUCGGAGUCGUUCGUGUUCCGCGAACGAUUCCUCAAGAUCAAUGUGCGCCACAUCACCGACGGGCAGGGCGUGGUGGGCGGAGUUCUACUGGUCACGCCCAACGCGGUGAUGUUCGAUCCGAACGUGUCCGAUCCGCUGGUGAUCGAGCACGGACCCGAGGCGUACGGGGUGAUCGCCCCCAUGGAGUUCGUGGUGAACGCGGCCAUCUACAGCGACAUCGCGCACAUGCGCGUCGGCCACGUGGAGGCCACCAGCGGCGACAAGCCGGAGAUUUACUAUCCGAAGGACAAGGACCAGGACUCGCUGAUGGUGAAGGACGAGACGUUUCCGGAGCUGGUAGCAGGCGAUGACGCCGAGUCUGUGUGUUCCUGUACAGAGCGAGAGGGCGAUGCCUUCCCGAAGGCGUUCGACCGAGAGCUGGUUACACCCACCAACCUGGAGGACGCCGAUAACCAGCAGAGGGCGCUCGAGGAGAGGCGGAAGUCGUUGCUCGACCACCAUUGGGCCAUACCGUCCAGAGACAGGCAAUCUAUUGAUACCGACGAAAUUCCAGCAAUUUCUACAUCUAGCUUUCAAGAAGAGAACAUAGAUGAAGAAGAUGGUUCGAACAAAGAAGAAAGUUGUCAUGAUUCGGGCAUUGAUAUUCGAGAAACCAGUUUACCUCCCAUAUUACCAAUUCCACAGAAAAAGAAAUACAGCGAUGCCGACAUCGUGCUCUCGAAGGAGUGGGUGCCGCCCAUCACGAUCGCCCCUUCGCACGCGACGUACACCAGUUCCAGCGGGGGCGGCGACUCUGCCGAUAGUCCUGCCCGCAAGAAGACCAACUCGGUGUCGUUCAGCCUGGACGCGAGCUCUGAGGGGCCGCCUCCGCCGCCCCCAGGGCACGACGAGGAGAAGGCUGAUAGUAGGAAAAAUAAGAUGUUAAAAAGACUGUCGUAUCCAUUGUCAUGGGUGGAAACCACGUUGGGUGGUGAAAAAGAUGAAGAUAAAACUCCUAGUCAACCAAAUUCUGCUGCCGAAGUUCAACACUCGUCUGUUUUCUCAAAGGUGUUUUCAAGCUCUCCCCUCCACCUGGCCGAUUUCGGGGCGGGCCUCUUCCACAAGACGCCCUCCGAGGACAGCGGCUCGGGCAGCGCCAGCGGCGGCCCCCACUCGGCGGGCAGCAACCUCACCGACUCGCCGCGCCCAGACUCGGCCACCUCCUCGACGGGCAGCUUCUUUCCCACGAACAUCAUCAGCUCGGUGGGGGCGAUGGGCGCGCAGGUUGGCGCGUCGGUGGGGGCGAUGGGCGCGACGGUGGGUGCGAUGGGAGCGUCGGUGGGCGGCGCCGUGGGACGGUCUUCAGUUGGUACGUUCAUCAGACAACCGACAGAGGGCGGCUCAAAAUCGAAAGCGCCCCAGCCCAAGUUGGACUACAGAUCUAUGGUAUCCGUCGAGGAUAUGCCCGAAUUGUUUGUUUCGUUCGACAAACUAAUUCCGAGACCGGCGAGGUCUUGUGAAGACCCGCCAUUGUACCUGCGCCUGAGAAUGGGCAAGCCUCUGAACAAGCCCAUUCCCAAAUCCACGCCGCUGAUGUCCUACGGCAAGAAGAAGAUGCGGCCCGAAUACUGGUUCAGCAUCCCCAAGAACAGGGUGGACGAACUGUUCAAGUUUUUGCAGGGGUGGGUGGCGCAUUUGUACGGGGAGAUGGACGAAGAUAAGAUCAAAGAAAGGGGUUUUGUAUUAGUGGAAAUGGACACAGAACUAUGGAGCGAGGAACCUACCCCAUCGGCUAGCCGUCAUGGAAGUCAAGAUGGCGAAAUAACUGAAUUAACCAAAGAAAGUUGGGAGAUCCUGCCCAUGUCCGAGGAGUUCCGCAGGGCGUUCUACUCGUCGGCCGCCCCCUCUCUGGACCUCGAUCUCGGCCCGCCCGACCUAGUCGGCGCCACAGAGAUCCUCACCGACCGGCAUCGCGAGUGCCUGUGCCGCCAUCUGCCGGCCAGGGCCGAGGGGUACGCUUGGACGCUGGUGUUCAGCACCAGCCAGCACGGCUUCAGCCUCAAUUCGAUGUACAGGAAGAUGUACAAGCUGGAGUCGCCGGUGCUGAUGGUGAUCGAGGAUACGGACAAUAACGUGUUCGGUGCGCUGACGUCAUGUGCCCUGCACGUGUCCGACCACUUUUACGGCACCGGCGAGUCGUUGCUGUUCUCCUUCACGCCCGACUUCAAGGUCUUCAAUUGGACCGGCGAGAACCUCUACUUCAUCAAGGGCAACAACGAGAGCCUCAGCAUCGGCGCGGGCGACGGCAAGUUCGGCCUGUGGCUCGACGGCGACCUCUACAUCGGCAGGUCGGAAUCUUGCAAGACCUAUGGCAACGACCCGCUCACCCCCAAGAGAGACUUCGUGGUCAAGACGUUGGAAUGUUGGGCUUUCGUUUCCAAUUGA